Molecule: messenger RNA, 1272 nt
Organism: Schistocerca piceifrons (Central American locust)
Lineage: Eukaryota; Metazoa; Arthropoda; Insecta; Orthoptera; Acrididae
Exons: 4
Coding region: 1-1272 (423 amino acids)
Source: RefSeq, a predicted model, not a curated record
AUGCCGGGGAGCGUCGGCGGCGGGCGAGGCGAGCGCAGACCCCCCGUAGUUUCAAUUUGGCGCGCCGGCCUGCGUGUGGUCCGCAUUACCCAUUCUCCACGGGCGUCGGCCGCCCCCGGCUCCGCCGCCGCCGCCGCCUCCGGCGCGCAGCACGGUGGCUCGGGCCCCACGGAGGCCGCUGACAGCCGUCAGCCCGCGCCCGACACACCCAAUUUAUGUAAUCAAUUAGUAUGUAGCACUCUUGUGGUUGGCUUCCCAUUAACUGGCAACCUGGUAGCUGGCAUCCCAGUAACUGAAACCCCAGUAGUUGGCAUCCCAGUAGCUCUCACCCCAGUAUCUAGCUCCUUGUCAACUGGCACACUGGCAGCUGGCACAUUGGUAGCUGGGAACCUGAUAGCUAGCACCACAUACUGGUAUCUUGAUAUCUGGCAGGCCUGGUUUACCACCCUGAUAAAUGGCACCCCAGUAGCUGGCACCUUGAUAGCUGGUACUACAGUAGCUCACACUAUGACAUUUGUCAUCCUGGCAGCUGGCACCCCAGUAGUUGGCACAACAUUAGCUGCUGGCAUCUUGGUAGCUACCAGUCUGGUAACUCUAGCUCCUCUAGCUGAUACUGGGGUAACUUGCACUGUGUUAGCUGGGUCCUCAGUGGGCGGCACCAUUUUAGCUUAUACCCUAGUAUCUGGCAUCCUGGUAUCUGGCACCACACUUGCUGAAACUUUGGUAGUUGACAUCCCAGCAGCUGGCACCAUAGCAGCUUUCACCACAAGAAAUGCCGCCAUGAUAGUAGCUCGCACCAUGGUAGCUGUCACCUUUGUAGUUGGCACACUGGUAGCUGGCACACAAGUAGUUGGCACCCAAGUUGUUGUCACCUUGGUAGCUGACACCAAAGCCGCUGGUACCCUUGUAUGGCACCCCAGUAUCUGUCACACAUUAGCUAGCACCCCAGUAGCUAUCAGACCAGUUGCUGUUACCCUGAUAGCUGCCACCCCAAUAGCUGGCGCCCUGUUAAAUGGCAUCCUGGUAGCUAGCUCCCUAGCAGCUGGCACCCAGGUUUCUAGCACCCUGCUUGAUGACAUGGUAAAUGGCAUCCCAGUAGCUGACACUCUGGUAAUUAGCGUCUCAGUAGCUGUUGCCCUAGUAACUGGCACCCUGGUGGCUGGCAUCCUGGUAGUUGACACCCUGGUAACUGGCACGCUGGUAGCUUGCAUCAUCCCCCCUUUACAUACAUGGUGGCCGGUAGUGGUGUUAAAGUUCAGUAAGAUCCAAUAG